CAGUUGAACAAAACUACAGAAGAAGAGAAAGACUCUCCGUUACGUCAUUUCCUUACUGCGGCCUUCUCUUCCUGCACACCGCCAUCAUGGGUCGUAUGCACGCUCCUGGAAAGGGCUUGUCCCAGUCGGCGCUUCCCUACCGACGCAGUGUGCCAACGUGGCUGAAACUGACUUCUGAAGAUGUCAAAGAGCAGAUCUUCAAGCUGGCCAAGAAGGGGCUCACCCCCUCCCAGAUUGGUGUGAUCCUGAGGGACUCUCACGGCGUGGCCCAGGUGCGCUUCGUGGCGGGAAAUAAAAUCCUGCGCAUCCUGAAGUCCAAGGGCCUGGCCCCUGACCUCCCGGAGGACCUGUACCACCUGAUCAAGAAGGCCGUCGCCGUGAGGAAGCACCUGGAGAGGAACAGGAAGGACAAAGAUGCCAAAUUCCGUCUGAUUCUCACCGAGAGCAGAAUCCACAGACUGGCCCGUUACUACAAGACCAGGAGAGUGCUGCCCCCCAACUGGAAAUACGAAUCCUCCACAGCAUCUGCUCUGGUGGCAUAAAUACCAGGAAAAAUUAAGAAAAUAAAACUGCUUUUGGACGAAAGCUCUGCUUUGUGUGCUGGACUGUUGGGCGGUUCAGAAGGAGACAGACUGUGUGACAGGUUUUUACUGUAAAAUGUCUGAACUAUAAUAAAUGGCACAUUGAGUAGAAA
This is a messenger RNA of Conger conger (European conger), 694 nucleotides long. Its product is annotated as small ribosomal subunit protein uS15-like. The transcript is spliced from 6 exons. Lineage: Eukaryota; Metazoa; Chordata; Actinopteri; Anguilliformes; Congridae. Gene Ontology annotation, molecular function: structural constituent of ribosome; small ribosomal subunit rRNA binding. The coding region runs from base 87 to 542 and encodes 151 amino acids. Gene Ontology annotation, cellular component: ribosome; nucleolus; cytosolic small ribosomal subunit. Gene Ontology annotation, biological process: translation. The record is from RefSeq and is a predicted model, not a curated record.